Messenger RNA from Arabis nemorensis, 189 nucleotides. NCBI's taxonomy places the organism in Eukaryota, Viridiplantae, Streptophyta, Magnoliopsida, Brassicales, Brassicaceae. The record is from the annotation of a GenBank genome assembly.
AUGGAUACUCGGUUUCCGUUCUCUCCGGCUGAGGUUUCUAAGGUCCGGGUGGUCCAGUUUGGAAUACUCAGCCCCGAUGAAAUCGUAAUGCUUCUUCUUCUUUCUCCGUUUUCUAGCUUUUUUUUUCCUGCUCGUUGCGCCGCCGUCUGUUUUGACCGGCGGGGAGAAUUGGAGUUCGGUAGUCGUUAG